This is a messenger RNA of Capsaspora owczarzaki ATCC 30864, 1556 nucleotides long. RefSeq names its product quinone oxidoreductase. The transcript is spliced from 4 exons. Gene Ontology annotation, molecular function: oxidoreductase activity. Lineage: Eukaryota; Filasterea; Ministeriida; Capsasporidae. The coding region runs from base 279 to 1421 and encodes 380 amino acids. The record is from RefSeq and is a predicted model, not a curated record.
CUCGCUGUCUACAGUACAGUAUCUCUCUCACUGUCUCUCUCUCUCUCUCUCUCUCUCUCUCCCUCGCUUAUACUCAGGAGCCAGAAGUUCCUCCUUCCUAUUCAGCAACAACGUCGUCGUCGCCGUCCGUCUCCCAUCACCAUCACCGCUCGUCUUCAUCGCCGCGGCUGCUGCUUGUUCUCGGCCUGUUCUCGCUUGCUGCCGCGCUCGUUCUGAUCCACCCACUCCAACUGCACCAGACCACCACUCCCAUUACUACUCCCACUACUACGACGACCAUGUCCUCCCUCUCGCCCACAUCGCAGUCCUCGCCCGACGACAGGCCGCACCGCCCAGCGCCAGGCCCCGUCCCGCCUCGCAUGCGCGCCGUCCUCGUCAACGCACAGGACUCGGCGUCCCUCCACAUUGCAGAGGUCGACACACCCAUUCCAGGCGCCAACGACGUCCUCGUCCGCGUCAAGGCUGCUGGCGUCAACCGCCUCGACCUCCUCCAGCGCAAAGGCCGCUACCCUGUGCCUGAAGGCGACUCGACCAUCCUGGGCGUUGAAGUGUCCGGUACCGUUGCUCAGAUCAGCCCUGAAGCCCAGAAAAUCUCGGGCCUGUCGCUCGGCGAUCGCGUUUGCGGCUUGUGCAAUGGUGGCGGCUACAGCGAAUAUGCCAUCAUUCCCGCAGAGCUUGCAAUGCCCAUCCCCGACACAUUGACCUUCCAUGAAGCUGCUGCAAUUCCCGAGGCAUUCCUCACGGCCUACAGCGCAUUGUUCUGGAGCGCCGGCGUCACCGAAAAGUCAAAGUCUAUUCUCAUUCACGCUGGAGCCAGCGGUGUCGGCCUGGCUGCAGUCCAAAUCGCCAGCAUCGACAAGCCUGAGGACCGCCAGAUUAUUGUGACUGCGGGAACGGAGGAGAAAAUUGCCGUCUGCCAGGCUCUCGGUGCGACGCAUGGCGUAAACUACAAGUCGGGCCCGUUUGCCGACGUCGUUUAUGGCAUCAGCAACCACAGGGGCGUCGAUGCGGUGAUUGACUUUGUCGGCGGUCCGUACUUUCAGCAGAAUGUGGACUGCGCUGCGCUCGAUGGCAAGAUUGUCUUGCUGGGCAUGCUCGGCGGCCCCGAGCUCGACACCGGCCUUGGAUUCAACCUUGGUCUGCUGUUGCGCAAGCGCCUCACUGUGGUGGGCUCCACACUGCGCAACCGAGACCUGGCGUACAAGGCCAAGCUCACCAAGGAAUUUUUCGAGUAUGCCGCGCCGCUGUUCGACUCGGACAGGCUUCAAGCCACCGUCUAUAAGGUGUUUACCAUGGAUCAGGCCGAGGAAGCGCACGCAGUUGUCCAGGCCAACGAGAACAUUGGCAAGGUGAUUCUUGCUUGGCAGCUCAAGACUGGUCUGACCCCGGCAUCGUCCAUCUCCACUCUGAAUGCUUUGUAACGCAGGCAAUGGCUAUUGCUUCAUGGUGUUGUCUCACGCGACUGUUGCACACUGCCAGAGUGGUUUGAUGUCCAGUUCAAUUCAAUAGCAAUCAAACAAAGUUUUUUUUAAAAUAAACACAAACACGUAUCAGUG